AUGGCGCGAUUCUCCCUCCCUGCGAACGAUGCAAGGAUUCACAAGGAAGAAGAGCUCUCACUCAUGAGGGUUGCCUCGCAGAGGAAUGCAAACCCUCGACCAAGCCAGAACCAGAGCCAAGUGGACGGUACUGUGACGCCGCAAGAAAUUACGAGGCAGCACACACCUGCCGAGACAAUCCCGUCUCCAGCCCCGAGCCGUCGCCACGUCGUGUUCGCCGACCCUGUCGCUUUCCGAUAUCUCGAGGAGGACCCUUGCGUGGACGUUGUCGAACGAAAAGGCGUCUUGCGCGGCUACGAAUUAUAUCUUGUUGAGCAGUGGGCAUGCUCGCGACUGUCGCCGACUCUGGUCAUAGUCACAUACACGGGCGAUGAGAGGCAUUCUGUCGUCGUGGGCGUCUUAGCUAUACCUGAGGAUGAGAGUGCAUGGACCCCACGACUGCGAGUCUAUUUCAAGGCAAUACAGCAGUACCAUGCACGGCCGAAGCAGACUCUCCUGGGGGAGCUAAUGGUGACCAACCUCAGCAGCUUUCCCUCGGCUCUGACUGUCAUCUCGGUUCCUGAUGGCGAUAUCAAAAAGCAUCGCCAGGAGUUCAUAGUCAAUGAGAAUCUUAAGCGUUUGGGAUGCUCCGGGCGAGCAGGAUUGACGCUGUCGGAACCAACGGCGGCCGCCAAGGCCAAAUUCGUACAGCUAUACAAGACGAAUGAGAAGAUACCAUUUGCUGAGGCUGUGGUGGAGCUGGUCAAGCUGUGCCAGGUCGCAUUAUUCAUAUUUGGGAAGUUGGACCAAGAGUACAUCGACGGCCUUCUCUGCGACGUGACAGAGAGAGCCGUUGGUAACUGGUGGACUGAAUUCGGUGCGGAAUACUACAACGUCGAGCCGACUGACGGCAUACUUGGUCCCACUACCGUCGUUGCAUUGCUCGGCUUGUUGAUGGGUGCGAGGAACCGAUUGAGCUACUUUGGUGCCCCUAUUUCCAAGGAUGUUUUCGACAUUGACUCGACCAAAAGGGGCAUCGGCUACUUCCAGAAAUAUCAGAAGUUAGAAAGGACCCGACGAUUAGAUCGACAAACCUUGCACAAACUUCACGGCGUCACUGCCAAGGCAGCUGCUGGAGAAGGAUGGGGCGUGCAAAAGGCUGUCAAGUCAACCGUCACAGAAAUCGGUGGUAAGCGAGGCGAGCUGGUAUUAGGCAUGGUCAGCGGGCGCGAUAAGGGUGGCUUGGGGGACAUUGAAACUUUGGACCUGGACAGGUUCACAAGUCUGAUUCAUGGAGAACGUGCAAAAUGGCUAUGGUUUGGCAAGCCAAAACGCACGACCAUAGAACACGAUCGAUCAAUACCAGAUAUGAGCAAUCUCCUUUUUGGCAAGGAAGACUCGAGAGACUCGAAUGCUCAGUCGAAAAAGACACAGUCCAUGCCAUUAGACGAAGAGGUGGAAAUGAAGCGAAUGGAAGAAUCACCUGGUGUAUACUCUGCGCCGGCCCCUGGUUCCGCGACUAGUGUGACAGCUGAAAGCCCUGAGAAGGAUGCUCUGAGACGGGUGGUCCUUAAAAGUGUUGUAGGUAAGAUGAGCGAUGCUCGCUCGGGCUUCGGGCGCAUCAAAGAUGCUGUCUACAGCGGGGGCGGCCUGAGAGGCCACGUGAGUCGUCCGUCCAAGGACGAGUUUGAAACUGGAUAUCCGGGCAUCACUGGAUCAGUAUUGUCAGGCUCGUCCCCAGUCCUGGUGGCAAGUCCCGUGCCUGGCGCCAUCGGCCGGACAUUUACCUGGAAGAACAAACCAGACGAGUACAGAGAUGGUUACCGGAAGGAUAUGGACUUAACCUCUGCUCCUGCUUCUAUUCACCCGGGCCAAAGCGAAACGCCGCCAAGUGGAUCUAGACCUGUCACUCGGGCCGCGGAUGACGUUGUAUCGGAUAAUGAGACCAAGCGGCUUUCUCGGGCCAUGGAGAUCCGGAACGACAUAGCCCCUAUCAAACCUUCCGUGGUGGGUUUAACAGCAGAUGAGAACGAACUGCAGGGACCAGCGCUGGAGGCUAAACGCCGGCUUGAUACGUCCUUAUCGCACCUUCAUCGACGACAUAGCAUUGCGGGAACGCAACCACCGCUAGGCACGCUAAACGAAUACAGAUGGCCACGAAGACUAUCAUUUGGAGACGCUGAAGAAGCAGUACUCCGAUGGACAGAAUUGAUAGAACUGGAUGGUGGCGAGGACAAGCGUACGUCGGCAACGCUCGAAAAACAAGCUCAGGUGGCAGAGGUUGCUUGCAGCCUCUACGCCAAUAUCCUCGACAUCAAACAAAGCCUUGAGCCAUGGGUCGACACCAAGAUCAAGUCCAUCGAGGCCAUCAACGAUCACUACGCGCGCCAACAAGAGAAUUUACAACACCUGUACUACCAGCUCACCGAUGAGUAUCAACGCGCUAAGCAGGCCUCGCAGGAGAUCAUUGGCGAGGAACGCGCCCACGUGACCGAGGCGGUUAAGGAUGUCGAGGUUCUGGUUGCAAAGCUGGAGUACGAGAUGAACGCCCUCGUGUCCAGGGUGCAGGACGUCGAAGAUGGUGUUGCGCAGUUCGAGCUCCAAGUUGAAGCCGUCGAGAAACGGGCGGAAGAGCUCAAGAUGCAGCUCGAGACGGAAAGCUGGGCGCAUUGGGCCGUCAGAACGUUGACAGGGAUCGGCACCGGGCCGAAUAUUACACAGGCCGAAGUGCGAAAGUGA
Messenger RNA from Pseudomassariella vexata, 2718 nucleotides. RefSeq lists its product as uncharacterized. Gene Ontology annotation, cellular component: Sin3-type complex. Bases 1 to 2718 code for a protein of 905 amino acids. The record is from RefSeq and is a predicted model, not a curated record. Lineage: Eukaryota; Fungi; Ascomycota; Sordariomycetes; Amphisphaeriales; Pseudomassariaceae. The transcript has a single exon.